AUGACCACCAAGAGCUCUUCGGAGGCAGCAUUUGAAGAUUUGACGAAGUUUGAGAACACCGUACUUUACGGAAUCGAGUUGUACGACAACUUGGAAUCAGUCUUCAGCUAUUGUUUUGGAGAAAAGAAAGUAAUUCUCGAUGUUGUUUCUACCAUAGCAAAUGACUUCAAGCUAUUAAAGCCAUGUUCAGACAAAGUUUUGAGUUUGCUCGAGUUUGCUGAAACCGACAUGAAACCACUACUCAGAGAUAAAGUGGCUAAAAAAAGUAUAUCCCGUUCAAACGAAAUUUUAUUAGCUGAGAGGAUCAAGCUCUACUUUGAAGUUUAUAGAUGUCGACAAAUAGAGGGUAUCAUACCGCCAUCGAUGCUACUACAGUUUGACUCAACAAUGGACGUAAUGGAGGGCAUCAUCAACACAUUUGAAUAUCUUACGAAAGACCAACUUUCUGAAGGAAUUCUGCAACAUUUCCAACAAGACUUCAAAGGAACUAAACCUAUUACUCCGAUAUAUAUGAGGGAGGAAGUAUAUUCAAAGCCUGAUGUUCCCAUCGUUGAUAAUGUGGGUCUGUUUGUUCAGAAGAUCAAUGAGCUGGAGAAGAAGUUGAAGAAGAAAAACUAUGAUAAGAAAAUUAUGGAUAAUAUUCUUAACUCGGAAUCAUUUCAUUCGUUCACGCCUUCUACGAAGUUCCCUACCAAGAUAUUCACGAAAUUGUUACCAUACUGGAAAGAUAUGUUCAACGAGAAGAAUAAGUGUGGCUUGAAAUUCAUGUUGGUUUUGGAAAAGAUUUUUGGAUUGUCAUCUUUAGAGGAUAAGAAACUCUUUUUCACUGAAGUAUCUGAGAAACUAUGUUCUACUUCUUUGUAUGACCACAGAGACUACAUUGAGAAUUUUUCAACUCGCCUCGCUCAAGCUAUAAAUCAUCUUGGCGAUCAUCAAGAUUUAGUUUUACAUGCCGAAAAGUUUGCAGAAAUUCAGAGCCAGCUGCUUUUCUUCAUCAUCAUGUCUCCAUAUCACUCUGUUGAAAAGAUACUCCGUCACGGUAUUGAGAACAAGUGUGUAGUCCCUGCCAUCCAAAAGGUUUUCCAAGCAGCGUUUCCUAUGUUGCAACUCUCUUUCAAAAAACAAUCAGAAAAUGCUGAGCCUUUUUUGAUAACUGUGAUCAAAGAUAUUUUCGAGGAGGAAAACAACAGGUUCAAAUCGCCGGAGUUUCAGGAUGUCUUUGUCUAUCUGGUGACGUCUCUAUGUCGACGCAAGUUGUCCGUUCAUAAGGAAAAGGACUCUGAAGGUAAAGUAAAGGAAUCUUAUGGAGAUGUUAUUGAGGAAGCUAUACUCAGUAGCUCAUCUCUUUUCCAGCAUUUCAUAUUUCAAAAAAUAUUGUCACAAGACGCUGAACGCUGGGUUCAGAUGACUCUAUUGAAGCUCAUCCUGAGAGUUCUACAGAACAUUGGAGCGAAAACCACAGCUUUGAAGUGGAGCGAAACAUUAGGCUAUCAUUGGAAACAAGCUGCAUGCGUUCCUGCUCCAGAAUUUCUACUUCUGAUUCACUGUUUAUACAACCAAUAUGAAGGAACAGAUCAACAGAUGGCCGACUUGUGUCGAUCCAUUCUUAAGGCAUUCGGGAAAAAAUUGCAGAAUGAUAACAUUGUGUUCCAUCCUCUGACUUCCAAGUUCAUCCUGGAUAGAUUCAAUCAAUAUCCAUGGUUUGUAAAAGCAACGUUAUGCAACUGGUUUGAUACAACUUUGGGAAGUCCCAAAAUGCAGAUUCCAGCAGGACUCUUUAAAGCAUUGCCUCUGAAUGUUCAGGAAAACUGCGAGCAAAUUAUUGUGGAUUUUGAAUAUGCUCCGGUUAACUGUUUCUUAAGAUCAGUUUUCGAACUAGCACUGUUCGAUGUAGACAUGGCUCUGGAUUUGCUAAAAGAAGGGUUGAGUCUUCCUCCUUCUCCAGUUCUUCUGUUGGAGCAGAUUGCUAUCAGCUUAGUUGAGACCUUCGGAAGAUCUUUCGCUCCUAAUAGGGUAGCUUCCUUGACCCCUGUUUUGAACCGCUUCAACGAGUUACUCGGGCCGUUCGAAUCGAGUCAUUCCUUGAAAUAUCUCAGCAAUUUCACCUAUUGGGGACUUCAGUUCAUCCAACCUAUACUUAUUGUAGCAAGAGCUACUCAAAUAGCCUUUUACAGAGCAUCUCUUCCUAAGGAUCAGACAUCUAUUCCCUUAUCAGACGCCUCUUUGGAUAAAGUGGCUGAUCCAUUAACUGUAGCUGAAGAGCUUCUACAUGGUUUCUGCGAUAUGACCAGAAUACAUCUAGAAACAGAAAUUGUGUUACUCAGAAGAAAUAAAAACAAUAUGACAUCUUUGCCAGGAGUGAGCGAAGAAACAAUGCUGGGAUUGAGCAGACAAAGACCUGCAAUUCUCUCAUUACAGCUGAGUGUAUUAUUCAAUGAAGCGAUUAUGUUCACUCAACUUUCCCAGCCGAAAGUAACUCCCCCACUCAAAAUUUUGAUCUCAAUGCUGUCUGAUUUCAUUACGGAAACAACCGAGAAACAGAAAACAAAGUACUUAGAUGAUUUGGAGAUACCCAACGUCAAGUCCUGGACAGUCUACGCUUAUGCAUCCGUUUAA
Messenger RNA from Auanema sp. JU1783, 2616 nucleotides. The record is from the annotation of a GenBank genome assembly. Lineage: Eukaryota; Metazoa; Nematoda; Chromadorea; Rhabditida; Rhabditidae.